This is a messenger RNA of Cottoperca gobio, 1703 nucleotides long. RefSeq names its product uridine phosphorylase 2 (gene upp2). Lineage: Eukaryota; Metazoa; Chordata; Actinopteri; Perciformes; Bovichtidae. The record is from RefSeq and is a predicted model, not a curated record. Gene Ontology annotation, molecular function: uridine phosphorylase activity. Gene Ontology annotation, cellular component: cytoplasm; cytosol. Gene Ontology annotation, biological process: nucleotide catabolic process; uridine catabolic process.
UUCUUUUACAAAAUAACAACUUUUGGACACAUUUCAAACUGGAUUUCAAAGCGUCUCCUGCAGUCAUGGCACCUAUUUUAGUUAACUGCAUGGGGAAUGACCACAACGAUUACAUCAAACAACUCGUCCAAGUGAAAAAUCCUUACUUGGACACCAUGGAGGAGGAUAUUCUCUACCACUUCAGCUUGGGCACCAAGACUCACAACCUUCCAGAAAUGUUUGGAGAGAUUAAGUUUGUGUGUGUUGGAGGCAGCGCAAAUCGAAUGAAGGCUUUUGCCCAGUUCAUCCACAAGGAGCUGGAACUGCCUGGAAACCCAGAGGAAAUCAUAGAUAUCUGUGAGGGAACUGAUCGCUACUGCAUGUACAAAGUGGGACCAGUGCUCUCUAUAAGUCACGGCAUGGGUGUCCCUUCCAUCUCCAUCAUGCUGCAUGAGCUCAUCAAACUGCUGCACCAUGCUCAGUGCCGUGAUGUGGUCCUGUUUCGCCUUGGAACAUCUGGUGGAGUCGGUCUGGCUCCAGGGACAGUGGUGGUCACAGAUAAAGCAGUGGACUACUCCUUCCGCCCCCAGUUUGAGCAGGUGGUUCUGGGUAAAGUCAUCACCAGGAGCACUGAGCUGGACGAGGGAGUGGCCAAUGAGCUUCUGGUGUGCUCCUCCGAGCUUCAAAACAUUCCUACAGUGAUCGGAAACACCAUGUGCACCCAUGACUUCUAUGAAGGUCAAGGCCGACUUGACGGAGCGCUCUGCUCCUUCUCUCACGAAGAAAAACUGGAGUAUCUGAGGAAAGCUUACGACGCUGGAGUGAGGAAUAUUGAAAUGGAGUCCACCGUAUUUGCUGCUAUGUGCCGUGUCUGUGGCCUUAAAGCGGCUGUGGUCUGUGUUGCAUUGCUGAACCGCUUUGAUGGAGACCAGAUCACCUCCUCUCAUGAAGUUCUUGUGGAGUACCAGCAGAGACCUCAAAUCCUGGUGUCCCACUUUAUCAAGAAACGCCUGGGACAGAUAGUCUGAAACCCCCACACCUGCCAUCCCAACACCAGCCUCCCAAAUCGAGUGUAUAUAGCUGAUAUGUUGAUAUGUAUAUAUACUGUACUUGUUAAUAUGAGUACACUUAUUUAAAACAUUAAGAUUUUUAUCAUUUCAUUGAUGAAGCUAAAAUGUUAAGCAUGUUGCAUAUGUAUAGUAUGUAUUUUAUCUUUUAAUAUUUAAUACUCUGGUAUUUAUGUAAGGUAACAUUAAUUUUCUAAAGAACAUGUACUGUAUGUUGAUUUUAAUAUUUGACCUACGCUUGAAACCUGACAAAAGCUGUUGGGUGUAAUAGCAAGUUGGGAAAUCAUACGAGGUUUGCAAUCUGUUAGCAGCCUUUAGUUUAAAGGUUUUUCCGCUUGUGAAAUGGGAAGUACUUAUUAAUCCUUAGUGAUUGCACUUAUGAUACACGAAGAUGAAGUGGACUUUCCUACAAUGUAUUUCAGUGAUGAAUGUGUUAUCAGAUGACCAGUGACAUACAUUACAUUUAGAUGCUUCUGCCAAACAAGCUUGUUUUUUUGCAAAUGCAAACGUCCUGAAAGUAGCAAAAGAUGUCAAUACAUAUUGACAAAGGUGCUGAGAGCUCAUUUUAAUUUGUUGAAGGUACAUGUUUAUCAUCACUCAAUGAUACUGUAUUUCUCAUGAGAUGCUGUAAAGUAUAAAACCUUCAAUAAAAGUCAA